Phoenix dactylifera (date palm) is the source of this 889-nucleotide messenger RNA. RefSeq names its product putative histone H2A variant 3. Gene Ontology annotation, molecular function: structural constituent of chromatin; DNA binding; protein heterodimerization activity. Gene Ontology annotation, cellular component: nucleosome. The record is from RefSeq and is a predicted model, not a curated record. Lineage: Eukaryota; Viridiplantae; Streptophyta; Magnoliopsida; Arecales; Arecaceae.
AAGUAACCGCCUUUCCUUCCGAAAUUUCAUAUCCCCUUUUUAUUCCCAAUUCCACCUUCCUUUUAUUUCUCCUUUGAAAUCGCCCUCUUCCUCUCCUUCUCGAUACCAUUCGACGCUCUCGAGAAACGACAGGAAAGUAAAAAAAGGGAAGGGAGAGAUGGCGGGUAAAGGAGGAAAGGGUCUUCUGGCGGCGAAGACGACGGCGGCGGCAAACAAAGACAAGGACAAGAAGAAGCCCGUCUCCCGGUCCUCGCGAGCUGGUUUGCAGUUCCCGGUUGGCCGGAUCCACCGGCAUUUGAAGUCAAGGAUUGCAGCAAAUGGUCGUGUGGGAGCCACUGCAGCUGUGUACUCAGCAGCAAUAUUGGAGUAUCUGACAGCGGAGGUGUUGGAGCUUGCAGGGAAUGCGAGCAAGGAUCUUAAGGUGAAGCGGAUCACCCCGCGCCACCUUCAACUUGCCAUCCGAGGGGACGAGGAGCUUGAUACUCUCAUCAAGGGCACCAUUGCAGGGGGUGGUGUCAUUCCCCAUAUCCACAAGUCCCUUAUCAACAAGUCUUCAAAGGAAUGACCAUGCUAAGUUCUUUAUAUGUAGAAAUUUGUAACUGUUAGCAGCCAUGCAUGUCUUCUUACUUAGUCUGUGGUUUUUAAUUCUAAUCAUGUAGUUGUAGGUUUAAAUUCAGAACAAGGUUAAACUUUUAAGUUGUGUCUCAGGCUUCAGGAUUCUUCAUGAUCUGCUUUGGACUUUCUGUUGUUUGGACCAGUGUUUUGAUUUUGGUGCAUCUGUAUAUAAUUUAACUCCAAUUUCAAGUGUCUGUUAUUGCUCAAAAAGUUACAGAACCAUGUUGUUUCUUGUUAAUCUGAGUAACCAGGCUUGUAUCUUGUGGCUGGUUAA